AUGGCCAACCGCGAGGCACCAUGGCGCUCUGCUUUCCUCUCGCACAUCCAGCAGAUGGACUCUGCCACCUUCACCCUCAGCACGCUCCAUCCGCUGGACGGCCAUCAGGUUGAGCCUAGGGCCCGGACCGUCAUCUUUCGAGGCAUGUGGGCUUCUCUGCCAGACAAUCACAGGAACCCGGCCCCGCGGAACCCGGCCGUCUACACCAGUGACCUGCCGGCCAUUACAACAGACGUGCGCAUGGAAAAGCCGCAAUCCACAAUGGGAGGUCCCGUAGAAGCUGUCUUCUGGGCGAAAAGCUCCAGCACUCAGUGGCGGUUGCGAGGCCGGGCGUAUAUUAUCGGCCCAGACAUUGAGUCGGAAGCCGCCGCGCCAGUAAGAGCAGCCCUGCAACCCUGGAUGCGGGCUGUCGGCGGUGCAGACGAGCAGAAAGAUGCGUGGAGCUGGAGCAGAGAACUGACCUCAUGGUUUGGCAACUUGAGCCCCCUGAUGAGAGGCUCGUUCCGAAACCCGCCACCAGGAACUCCUCUGACGCAAGAGCCUGAGCCGGGGCUGGGGCUAGGGCAGGAGGUGGAAGAUGUCAACGAUGCGCUGGCACGAAAGAAUUUUCGAGUGUUGGUCAUUGUUCCAGAGACUAUAGACCAGGUGGAUCUGUCAGACCCCAAGAGAGCGAGGAGAUGGAACCACAGAGCCGAGCUCUCAGAGUCUGAAGUCUCGUGGAGGACAACGGAGCUGUGGCCGUAGAGGUCCGGUAGCCGCAAGAAAAGGAGCCAUGUGCGCUAAUUCACGAGCCGAUAUCCAUAGCGGUUGAAAAAGUGGCCAGAAGAUGGUCUACGUCCCGCAUGUCUGUACUUGAUCUAGUUUAGAGGUAGAUCAGAAG
This is a messenger RNA of Trichoderma atroviride IMI 206040, 880 nucleotides long. Lineage: Eukaryota; Fungi; Ascomycota; Sordariomycetes; Hypocreales; Hypocreaceae. The record is from RefSeq and is a predicted model, not a curated record.